GUAUUGGGUUUUGGAGUGAUCUGGUGGUCAGCUACAACAGUUUUGACACCUAUUGCUGCCAGAGUUGGGCUUCCUUUCUUGCUUGUCAUGUCUGCCUUUAUGGGGAUUGGUGAGGUUAGCCUAUUCUUAUGCUCCUUUGAGGUGCUUUUAUGGUUUACUGGACUAUGAUGAGCUUCACAUUCCCGCGUUUCAUCCUUCAAUUUGGGGUUUCUUCCAAGUCCUCUUCAACCAUCUCCAGAAACCAUGGUUUUUUUGUCUUCUCCACCAACAAAAGAAGAUAUAGUACACCUAAACCCUUAUUGACUCAACAGUCAAGUGAAGCAGAGUUACUGGUGGUGGUUGGCGGUGGAGCAGCAGGAAUUUAUGGAGCAAUUAGGGCUAAAACCAUUGCACCAAAUCUGAAUGUGGUUGUUAUUGAAAAGGGGAAGCCCUUGUCAAAGUUUAAAAUUUCUGGAGGUGGCCGAUGCAAUGUGACAAAUGGGCAUUGUAGUGACAAUUUGAUUUUGGCAGAACAUUAUCCUAGGGGUAAUAAGGAACUAGGCUCUUUCUUCAGUAUGCAUGGUCCCAAGGAUACCGUGUCCUGGUUUUCUGAUCUUGGGGUGAAACUGAAGGUCAUCUAGAAACUACACACUUUUGCUUUCUUUCUUCUAUUUCAUUUAUGCUGUUAAUGUUUUCUUUUACAAUAUCAUGAAUUGGCUUCAGCCAUUUAUGCUUAGAAUCAAGUGUUACCAUUCUGGUGUCAGAUUGAGGAUGAUGGAAGGGUAUUUCCAGUCAGUAACAACUCAUCUUCUGUAGUCGAUUGCCUUUUGUCAGAAGCAAAGCAAAGGGGAGGUAUGUAUUUGUAUUAACUAUUGCAUGUACCGUCUGUGUACUUCUCUUACUAUAUUUAUUUUCAUAGUUCAAUUUAUUUAGCUUUUUCGGUAGAUGCUGUUUGGACCCUUUUUUCCACCAAACCACAG
Molecule: messenger RNA, 959 nt
Organism: Camellia sinensis
Lineage: Eukaryota; Viridiplantae; Streptophyta; Magnoliopsida; Ericales; Theaceae
Source: RefSeq, a predicted model, not a curated record